AUGUUCAUUCACGGUCAUACCUACGUAAGUGCCUAAGUAAUCUCGUCUUGAGCGGUCAGAAGUUGAGUAGCUGAAGAGUUGCUUUUCUAGUUCCUAUGAGAUGAAGGUUUCGAAGGUGACCCCAAGGAUUCUGAAACAUAUUCGUGGCCUGUAGGUCGUAUUUAAGCCGAAAAAAUAGUUGACAGCAACGGAAUAAUCAGCGGCGAUCUAGAGUGUGCAAUGCUAAAACUGCAGUGUGAAGUAUGUUGGUGAAGCGGGCAGACGUCUUUACACAAGUCUGCAUGAGGGCCAGCUCGCAGUUGGCCGCAAGAAUAAACUUCCACUGGUAUAUGCCCAUAUCCAACGGGAGACGCGCGGUUUCGCCUUUGUAGAGGAAAGCGGCAUCGGCCGAACCAAUGAGGAAAUGUGCAGACUCGUGUCCGAAUGUUGGUCCUCAACUGGUACACUCAACCGAGCUACAGACCUUCAUCGUGUCUACCAUGGCAUGACUAUAACACGAGUCAGGUGCAAAGCUAAAUAAGUCCAGGAUAUCUGAAGCAGACACUACAGUAGUCCGAUAAUGAAAAUGAGAAAGUCACCGACAAGUACAAUAUCGUCCAUGAAGUCGCCAGUUCUUCUUCGUCGCCUUUUAAAGGGGAUGAUGUAGGUCACCUAUUUUUAUGGAAGGACUAUGAGAACGAUAAGGCAUACUGGAAUGGCCAUUGCUGGCUCUUUAGUCAUCAUCAACCAGACACAUCCAAUUCCAGGUUUGCAAAUCCUGAAGCCCAAGUUCGCGUUCCGCUGGUUAGUAGCCCAACGCCCUAACAACUGACUUAGGGGCUUGUUCUGCUCUCGGCAGUGUUGGGGUCUACCGGUAGAGAACCGGAAGUUGAUGUAAUCAUCGAGUUUCGCGGUCUCCUAGUCAACUGUCAUACAUGACUGAUUAGGACACCCUGAGGUUUUGACGCUCCUAGCAUACUUUCCUCCCCUACAAUAAAGAAAACUGCAUCAGCAUACUCCAACCAUUGGCAUCAUUUAAAAGUCCAAACAAUCGUAUCGCUGCAUUUCAGCCGUUGCACUUCAACGAUAGGCCUCCUGGGACACCAUCUAUCCCCAGGCCUGCAUUCCACAAUGGAGGCUGAGUGAGCAUUACUACUAACGCAACGAGAACAUUGAUUAAAAUGACGGAAUUGCAUCUCCAAAUCUGGGCCUGGAGGCUUGCGUGAAGCAAACAACAGUAGAAUGGAAUUCGAAUGAGUACUUCUUUAAAGAAGGGAGUGCUACUUGAGUCCGCGAAAGUUUUAGCAGUUCAUAUAUCGCACCCAUUAUAUGAACAUCCACGGAUUCGGUAUUGGCAUCUUUUAUAUAAAACAGCGAUUCGUAGGCAGAACAGCGAAAACAGAAUCCUUAAGUGGAAACUUGGACGAUUUCAGAGGUUUCCGAGAAUCUGAGCUUUUCAAGAGAAAGCAACCGCCCCCGAAUACGUAGGGCGGAUCAGAACGAGUUGAUGUUAAGAGGAAAGUCAAUGUAUAGCAGGCUGUGAUGAGACAGUACGAACACUGGAAAUUAUCGGUUACUCGACGCUGGCAGAUUAUGACAUGAGAAUGAAAUUCAUGAAGAAAGACGAGCACACCCCUCAGGAUGUGGCAUAUGAGCUAUGAUCCCGGAAAUCUUUGUUUGGAUGCAGGUACGGCAUUGCAGCAAUCGACUCAGAGGUGCCACAAGAGACGUGUCCCGUGAUGUCUGUUGACAGGGGCACUAAGGGGGCGAGGCUCCCACAUUUUAACGGGCAACCAGAAUCUCGCUGGGAGUGUCCCGCGUGUGAACCGAAAGCCACCUGGUAACUGUUCCACAUAAAAUGCGGACUAUUUGUCGAACAGUCAAGUUGCGUCUCCUAUGGUAGCCACAAUCCUAAAUAUCUCAUUUGUACAUUUGCCAUGUGCACUUCACGAAGUCAUGGAGAAGGCCGCACGGAACAGAUGCAGAAGUACAGUAGAUGUGCUACUUUAUAAAAUGUUGACCGAAAAUCCGAAUUAUGUUUUCGAUUUGGAAAGAUGAGCUAGAUGGGGCCGUAGCAUUUAUGGUCACGCGGCAGAAUCUCAAGAAAUAUCAGUCAUGCCAGGAUGCCGGCCUUAAACGAGGUUCAUUCGGGUUGUUUGCAAAAAGUACACUCUGUGAACUAUAAUUACUUACAUGUUCCAAAACGUUGUUUCUUUCACUCUCGUUUGGUAGAAAGUUACAUAUACUUCAAACUCUAUACUCGACGAACAUAUUUCGGUUUUAGAAAAUUCUCCAGUUUCCGAAUCAUUUUAAAUUCGACCUGCUAUCACACUAACGCUCAGGCCUUCCAAACUACAAGAUGUGUAUUUUCCGUGCUAGGAAAACUAUGCAUUUCUAUACGCCACUGAGAAGAAGACGUGUGGCUUUCAUAAAACUUUGCAGUGCAUUAAUUUUUUACUCUAUAAUUCACAGGCAGCAUUAGUUAACAUAGAGAUGCGGUGCUUUAUGAAGGAAAUUUCGCGGUCUUAAAAUCUCACAAUAAUACAGUUUUGUUAAAACCUGGUGGUACUGUCUUUUAAGUACAAAAUUGUACGAAUAAAUAAUUCGCAGACAAAUGAGAAAAAUGACACAUUUUGUGCGUGUUUUCUGUGAGGCGCAUUUAAGUGUACAAGGACAUGGAAAACCAAUUGGAAUAAUCCAUACUACUAAACGUGUCAUUUUUUGCUGAGUAUCCUAUCCCUUCGAAACGAAAACACGCCUCAGAAAUACGGUUAACAUUUAAUGGGGUAGCAGAGCCUUCUAUGAAAAGCUGAUAAGGGGAGAGUGUUUAAAGGUGGUGGAGGUAGGUGGAUAAAUAUUGAGGAAGAAUUACGAAUGUUAUAUGGAACGAAUAACUGGUGCAGGGAUUGAAAUCCGACGAAGGUUUGAAAUGUUGGCAGAGGCCUGAAAUGCAGCGCCAUCUAGUAAUUUCCUUCUCACUUGUCUAAGAUUCUCGUACUAAUAUCGAUUCCAGUAGUUGGGUUUCUGUUUAGUGUUAGGGUUACGGUUAAGGUCAGGGAUUAGGAUUACAGUUAAGGGUUCAGAGGUAAGUGUAAGGGUUAGCAUUUGGGGUUUAGGGAUGUAGGGUUCAAUGUUAGGGUUAGUAUUUGAGGACUAAGAUGGGGGAUCAAGAGUUAGCUUAGGGUUAGGAUUUAGAGUUAUUAUUUAGGAUUAGGUUUAGGAUUAAUAUUCAGGGCCAGGCUUAGGGUUCUCCAUUUUACCAGUGUGGUCGUAGUUCGGGUAUCUGCCAAAAUUAUAUAUAUCUGCAAUCGGAGACGGAAGUCGGCUUUGAGCUAGGGCUCACAGAAAUUUAAAGCUGUUCAGAUAGUUUCUGAUUGAAGAGGAAGUAUACGGAUGCGUCUAAUACAACUGACCUCAUGUAAAGUACAUUUGCAAUGUUAGAACGACUAAAUUCGCUCUCUAAAUCGGCGAACGUCACAAUCAGGAAAUGUUACCUCAGGCAUUUUUGAUUGCUGUAGCACGAAGUAAAGCCGCCGAAUAGCAGGUUCGUCCACUUAGUUCUGCAUCAACUAAAUCCCCUCCUCGAAGGUUCACGCCCGUUCCAGGAAACGAAACCGCAUGGAUAUGCAAAGCUGACUUUCAAUGCUAAGAAAAACGUGCUGUUGUCCAAAAUAACUACUUGAGUAGCAUUAAUUUUUGAAUCGGUUUUCCACACCCUUAUACAUACGAGUAUAUUUUAUAGAAAAAAUGUACAAAAAUAUUCUUCCUACUACUCAUUUGGCAGAAAGUUACGAAUUCUUUAGAUUUGAUAUUUGAAGAAAUAGUAUCUUUCAGUUUUAAAAAACCCUCCAGUCCACGAAUGAUUUUGAAACCGACCCGUCGGCUCCCUCGCAUUCAGGGAUUCUAAACUACAAAAUCUGUAUUUUCUGUGUUUGGAAAAUCAUGUAUUUUUAUGGGUUACUAAGAAGAAGCCGUCCGACAUUCAUAAAAGCUUGUAGAGGAUUUGAUUCAUAAGCAGCACUAGCAGACGAAGAAAUACGACGGCUUUUGAAAGGACAUUUUGGGAUCUUAAAAAAUCUCAGAAUUAAAAAACUUAAAUCAACCUGGUGAUACUCCUUUCUAAGCAUAGAAUUUGAGGACGUAAUUCUCCACUAUAUGAGCAAAAGAAAAAUCAAUUUUGGGUGGGUUUUCCGGGAGACAUAUUGGAAUUUAUGAGGACAGCGAUAAUUCAUUGGAAAAAUCUUUGCUACUCAACCAGUCAUUCUUCCCGAGUAUAGUUUAUCCAGACGAGACCAACGAAGCUCUGUCAAAAACUGGCAUGCUUAUAUGACUGAAAUAUUUAGAGGUGGCGGAAAUGAACAGAUGACUAUUAAGGAAAAAUUACGAAUGCCAUGUGGAACAACUAACGGGUGCAGUGGUUGAAAUCCUUCAAAAUAUUUUUAAUCCGGAAUAGCAGACUAAAGUCGGCUCUCAGCUGAGGGACUCACAUAAAUUUAAAGUUAUUCAGAUAGUUAUGAUUGAGGGGGAAGAAUAAGGAUACGUCUAAUAGAAGUGACUUCUUGUAAAAUACAUUUAUAUCGUUAGAACGACUAAAUUCGCUCUCUAAACCGGCGAACGCCACAACCAAGUAAUUUUACCUCAGACAUUUCUGAUCACUUCAGCAUGAAGUAAAAACCGCCGAAUAUCAGGCCUGUCCACUUAAUUCUGCAGCAACUGAAUUCCCUCCUCUAAGGCUCACACUACUUCUAUUCCGUAACACGUGAUCACCACCUGAUGCAACAGCCGCCGGUGGGCAUCCGCGUCCUUGGUCGGGUUCAAGGUCGCACGAAGCCAAUCGAUACAACAUAAUCCUUGAACUGCGUCACAAAGCAACUCGACGAGCUACGAGAUGCUCAGUCCAACGAGAAUGUUACGUCGUUACAUUAAAUGGUGGAAUAAUGUUCCAGAUGUAGCUGGAUCAUCAACUUUACCGUAUGAACAAGGCAUAUUUACUCAGGAUGUAGGCGGACCGCCAUACGCGGAUAGCAGUAAGUCCAUUCCUCGCUCGUAUCAUUCAAGAUUCAUUCUUCCAUCAUCUCAUCGUCUACAACACUUACGCCACAAUUUGAAUGCGUAUAAAUAAAGUAGUUUGAGAAAUUAUGAAUAAGGCAUAUGCAUCGCAAAAGGUAUUUAUGAAUGCAUGACCUAGCUUACAUCGGCCGAUCCGUUAAACCUACUUUAUGAAUUUUAGCCAUCUAAGUGUCACAUAUCCAAUAUGUAUGGCCGCGGAUGAGGGACGACAUGGAGCAAAGUGUAGCAUUGCUUUAGAUUGUUGAUGUAAGCUUUCAUGCAUUCAGUUUAAAUCAGGACUUUCUCCCUAUAAGUAGAUCAGAUUUAACGUAAUGAAUUUUCUUCAACUUCUCUUCUAGUUCCUAGUGCAUCACAAUACAAUAGGUACGAAUGGCCAAAUUGCGCAACUCCCGUCAGCACACUUAGCGUAGCAUCCUCGUCUACAGAUCCCUUGACAUUUAAGGACAAUAGAAACGCGGACAGUAAGGAGGAAUCUAGCAUUGAACAGGACAUAAGCUUUAACUCUAAUACAUCCAUAUGGACAACUGGCACCGAGCACACAGCUGUCCGAUGGAGAUCAGCUCCCUCUAGAUUAGGUGAGAAAAUCUCCGGGGCAACAAGUUUGGGAUAUGUCAGUCGCUUGAGCCUCACAAGUGAAGAAGACCUUCGCACUCUGGAAGUUAAUUCAUCUCCCAUAACGCAACCAUCAAAUCCCGCACACCAGAAGGCGUCGGAAGGUGGAGUGGAUAGUGUAUCAGCGGCCGGUUCAAGCAGCUCCAUUUCAUCAAUAUCGUCUUCAUCCUCAACCCCCACGCUUGAUUCUCCACAGAGGGACCCGAGACCCCCAACGCUAGCAUUUAGUGCAUCGAAUCCCCGUCCGACUCCACAUCCGCGAUCUCGCAGGUUGGCUCUGGGACAAUCCCAACCAGCAGCCAUGUCGCCGCUGUCACCUCCUCCACAGCCGCAGCCACCACCACCACCACCGCUGUCGUUGUUGGCACCAAUGCGAUCAAGGAAAUCGCCACUCUCACAUUCUCCACCACCUCAUCCGUUCACGGCGCCGAUUUCGCCGUCACCAGCUCUACCACCAACGUUCCCCUGUCUGCUGGACUUGGAGUUGUGCAGACCAGUGACGUCACCACAACGGCCCUGCCCACGGCCGCGACACUCGGCCACCCUGACACUCUCAACGCCAACGAAUCCGCCACCGCCAAGGUCGUUGUCCGCACUGCCACACCCGCCACCACUUCCACCACCACCGCCACCAGGAUGGUUGACAUUGAAACGGGUGGAGACAGUAGCGACUGCAGAGGAGUACACGCCUCCGUCUCCGAAGCCGUCCCCUGCCCCCUCCCCGACUCCGUCUCAGCUCCUAAAUGCACUGAUUGCGUGGCCGUCACCGUCGCCGUCGUCGCCGAAACCCUCAACUCCAUUGACACCACCGCCCGAACCCUUGUCGACGCUGACCCCUUCCCCACAACUUUCUCUUCCACAGUCUCAAAUCCCAGAAGUGUUGAAGGGGUUGAGUCCAUUGCCAUUAUCAACCCAACCCUCCUCAUCACCAGAACUGUUGAAAACGACUACCUCGUCUCCACCAGCAUCAUCCUCAUCACCCUCCCAGCUGCUGGUGCCGUUGAAGACGUUGACGCGACCGCCGCCGCCGCCGCCACCGCCGACGACGACGUCGACGCCGCCCUCAUCGCCGCCACCACCCCUAUUCAUUUCGCGUCUCUCGCCUGCUGA
Messenger RNA from Spirometra erinaceieuropaei, 6771 nucleotides. The record is from the annotation of a GenBank genome assembly. NCBI's taxonomy places the organism in Eukaryota, Metazoa, Platyhelminthes, Cestoda, Diphyllobothriidea, Diphyllobothriidae.